CUCCAGACUAGGCCGUGCGAUUGACGAGACGAGGCUGUGAUACGGAGUCCGGUGCAUUCUAGAAUUCUACAUUUGAUUCCUCUUUUUAUCUUACAGCUGUAUUCUGUGCUUCGAGUCUGACGUUCUGUGAUAAACCUCGUGCUUUUGUUGCCCGGCAAGAAUCAACAUUCCAAUUUUGUAAAUCAAUCUCAUUAUCAUCAUUAACGCAGGUAAAAUCAUUACGUAGAUUCCCUCGUUGUUUCUGCCAGCAAAAGUAUCUGCCGACGAAGUUUGUAACAAAUACCUCGCAAGGUCCUUUUUGGCUAUCUGACUAGAAUUUUCGUUUGAUUAAUAAUCGAGGAGAAGGAUUGUAAUAAUGGAACUGAUGCGGCCAGACCGACCGUCUAAGUGUACGUGGAAAGCGAACGGGGAAAAUUCGCCACAUACGAAACGAACGGAUGUACCAAACCGUAAGAAGAUAUUAUCAAGCAUUUUAAGCACAAUUGGCCAGACGCCUCUCGUUCGGCUUAACAACAUUCCUAAAUUACACGGGAUCAAAUGUGAAAUGUAUGCCAAAUGUGAAUUCUCAAACCCCGGUGGGUCUGUCAAAGAUAGGAUAGCGGACAGAAUGAUUGAGGAUGCAGAAAAUAAGGGUCUGAUAAAGCCAGGAUACACUAUUAUCGAACCAACAAGCGGAAAUACUGGCAUCGGCUUAGCGAUGGCCGCUGCGGUCAAGGGCUACAAGUGCAUCAUUGUGAUGCCGGAGAAAAUGUCUAAUGAAAAAGUCUAUGUGCUUCGCGCUCUCGGUGCGGAAAUAGUCAGAACGCCGACCGAGGCCGCUUGGCACAGCCCGGAAGCGCAUAUCAGUGUUGCUCAAAAAUUGCAGAGAGAGAUACCCAAUAGUAUUGUUUUAGACCAGUAUACAAACGCUGGUAAUCCAUUGGCACACUACGACCAUACGGCGACAGAACUUUGGGAGCAAUGCGACGGCAAUAUAGAUUAUGUGAUAAUUGGCGCCGGUACCGGAGGCACCGUGUCUGGAAUUGGACGAAAAUUGAAGGAAUUGUCGCCUAGUACACAAAUUAUCGCGGUGGAUCCUAAAGGCAGCAUUUUGGCGGAACCAUCUGAAUUGAAUGGGGACGGUGUUGGUUUCUACGAGGUAGAGGGAAUUGGAUAUGACUUCAUACCUACAGUUCUAGAUCGCAGUGUGGUCGAUGUGUGGAUGAAAACCGAAGACCACGAAUCGUUAAAAGCGGCACGAGAAUUGAUUAGCAAGGAGGGUCUGCUUUGCGGCGGUAGCAGCGGUGCGGCACUCGCGGCGGCGUUAAAAAUCGCUAAAGACCUCCCUGCGGAUAAGCGUUUGGUCGUUCUUUUGCCAGACAGUAUAAGAAAUUACAUGACCAAAUUUGUGUCAGAUCAAUGGAUGGAAGCCAGAGACUUUUUGCCGUCUGAACCUUCGAUAGAAGCGAACAAAUGGUGGUGGAACCUACCGAUAUCGGAUUUACCAUUAAAAAAGCACGUUUUGUUAAAAGGGAUGUCGUGUCAAAAUACUGUGGAUUUCUUGACAUCCGCUGGUCACGUACGGCAAUUGUUAGUAACCGACGAGAAGAUGUGCGUGGAAGGCAUUGUUACGUUGGACGCACUUUAUUCCAAUUUAAUCUCCGGUACGGUGAAUCGAAAUGAUUGCGCUGAGAAAGUCAUGAUCAAGCAAUUUACGAAGGUCACAGCUUCAACUACACUCGGUAAAGUGUCGCGGAUUCUUUCUCAAGAAUCUUAUGUCGUGGUUGUAAACGACGAUAAUACUUUAAUUGGACUUGCAAGUCAAAACGAUAUUUUUAAUUUUAUCACUAAGGACAAUGACCGCAAAAAUAAUGAAAUUGUAUAAAAUUUGUUCACGUUACAUGUGAUGAAGUAAAAGAUUGUCACCUGCGCUGCGUAGUCGGAUAAUUAAGACUAAUUACAUCAUAACGUUCCUUUAUGAUUUUGAUACUAUAAUAUUAUCUUACAUUUGUGUACGUUGGAUCAAUGAUUUAUAUGACGUAUAAAAGUUGUCAAUGUAGAAUUUAUACAUUUAUCUAGAUCUCUUUUUUUAAACUAGUAAUAUAAUAUUUCUUAAUGUCUCUUAUAUAACACUUAUACAUUUUAAGCAUUUAAGCUGGACUUUUUAUCUUUGCAGUAAUUUUAUGA
This is a messenger RNA of Temnothorax curvispinosus, 2166 nucleotides long. It is a transcript of the gene Cbs, whose product is annotated as cystathionine beta-synthase. NCBI's taxonomy places the organism in Eukaryota, Metazoa, Arthropoda, Insecta, Hymenoptera, Formicidae. Gene Ontology annotation, molecular function: cystathionine beta-synthase activity; cysteine synthase activity. The transcript is spliced from 7 exons. The record is from RefSeq and is a predicted model, not a curated record. The coding region runs from base 356 to 1864 and encodes 502 amino acids. Gene Ontology annotation, cellular component: cytoplasm.